Labrus mixtus (cuckoo wrasse) is the source of this 2583-nucleotide messenger RNA. Its product is annotated as LIM/homeobox protein Lhx1-like. The record is from RefSeq and is a predicted model, not a curated record. Lineage: Eukaryota; Metazoa; Chordata; Actinopteri; Labriformes; Labridae. Gene Ontology annotation, cellular component: nucleus. The transcript is spliced from 5 exons. The coding region runs from base 480 to 1718 and encodes 412 amino acids. Gene Ontology annotation, biological process: neuron differentiation; regulation of transcription by RNA polymerase II. Gene Ontology annotation, molecular function: DNA-binding transcription factor activity, RNA polymerase II-specific; RNA polymerase II transcription regulatory region sequence-specific DNA binding.
CUGCGUUUCUCUCAGACUGAGAGCUCAUCAGAGACAUAAUGAGACACAAAUGAAAGACGGACUGAGCGCACUGAGAACGUACCGUCGUUAUUUUUCUCUGCUUUCCUCCACUCAGGAAACAGCAUACUGCAGUGAUUUGGUUAAAUCGCCUCUAAGAGGGAGGGCGUUUUGAUUUCUUCGGAUCAUCCUGAUGGCUCCUCUGUGAUCUCCAGUCUGUAAUUUUGCUACAGAAAUGUUUUUUUCCAACAGUCAACCUGUCGUUUGGAGCUGUUGGCCAGAUGUGGAUUGUUGUCCUGUGGAAUAGAUGUGUUUGAUAUCCUGGAUGGUGAUGUGAUUAUUCAGAUACAUUUUUGGAAGCAUUGGAUUUUCUGGAUCAUACCCAAAAAAGCGCAGCAGCAGCAGCAGCAGCACUGAGGUGACUUUAACGGUGGAGAGAGAAUAUUUCACUUUACAUAUCGGGUUGGGAAUAACUGCACACCAUGCUGCAGUGUGCCGGCUGUGAGAAUCCCAUCGUGGACAAAUUCCUGCUCAAAGUUUUGGACAGACCGUGGCACAUCAAAUGUGUCCAGUGCUGCGAAUGUAAAUGCACUUUGACUGAGAAAUGUUUCUCACGAGAAGGGAGACUGUACUGUAAGAAUGACUUCUUCAGGAUAUUUGGGACCAAGUGUGACGGCUGUGAUCAGGGAAUUCUACCCAGUGAUCUGGUCCGCAGGGCAAAGAGCAAAGUGUUCCACCUGAACUGUUUCACCUGUGUGAUGUGUAACAAACAGCUGUCCACUGGAGAGGAGCUCUACAUCCUGGACGAGUUCAAGUUCGUCUGUAAAGAGGACUAUCAGAACAACAAUGGGAAGGACACAAUCCUACUCUCAGUAACGACAUGCAGCGACCCAAGUCUGUCUCCGGACUCGCAGGACCCGCAGGACCCGCAGGACGACGGCAAGGACUCGGAAUCGGGACACUUGUCAGAUAAAGAGGCAUGCAACAACGAGAACGACGAGCAGAGCGGCGUCGGGAAGCGACGCGGGCCUCGGACCACCAUCAAAGCCAAGCAGCUGGAGACUCUGAAGGCGGCGUUCGUGGCUACGCCGAAACCCACCAGACACAUCCGGGAGCAGCUGUCGAGGGACACCGGCCUCAGCAUGAGAGUCAUCCAGGUUUGGUUCCAAAACAGGCGGUCCAAAGAGAGACGCAUGAAGCAGCUGAGCUCGCUGGGCGGCCGGAGGGUGUUCUUCCGCGGCACGAGGAGGAUGAGGGCGCUGGGAGAGAGGCUGGAGGCAGAGGAGAUGGGACACUUCUCCUAUUAUGGAGAUUAUCCGGGGGAAUAUUACAGCUCAGGAGGGAAUUACGAGUACUUCCAGGGCCCUCCAUCGUCCCAGGCUCAGACUCCAGCAGACCUGGGCUACGUGCCCUCCUCCGUCCCUGCGGGCACCCCGUUAGGAGCCAUGGACCACCACCAACACCACCACCACCAGCACCAGCACCACCACCCAGGGCACCACUGUCCUACAGAGGUGCAGUGUUUCUCUGACACAGUUUCUGUUCACCACCCUGAGGACUCACCCAGUCCAGAGCCCAACAUGCCGGGCUCCAUGCACAGCAUCUCCAGUGAGAUGUGUGGCCCCGGCACACCUUUUACCUCUGUGUCCCUCAGUGACAACGGAUACACAAACCAGCUGUCACGGACCUCCUCAGACAUGAGCGAAGGCACUGUGUGGUAGCCCGGAGGAAACCCAACUGCAAAGCACACUUUUAUUUUAAAAGCAAAUCAAUGCAUUCUAAGGAGGUUUUUUUUUUUCCUUAUUUAAAUGUACAUUUAUUUAUUAUGUAUUUAUUUAUUUAUGUAUUUAUUUAUUUGCUUGCAUUUCUGUUAAGCUCUAUUUAACUAUUUAUAAAUCUCUAUAUUUGUACGUUGGUAUAAUUGUUUAUUGACUUGCCGAUCAAUAGAUUGUUUUUAAAUAGUCCAUGUGAAUUUGACUCAUUCAGACACUGAGAAUGCUGGGCCUCAUUGAUCAAGCAAUAAACAAACACAUGGAUAGGCAGCAGAAAGUGUUUUAUUUACUGUUUGUAAAACCGUUUAUGCCACGUAAUGUGACAUAGUUUGUCUUGAAUUUGUUGACAUAAAGAAGCGUGGUAGAGAUUUAUUUCAUUGCCUUCAGUAUUUGAUACAUGCAGCGUCGUCCAUGAGCUCAUGUAAGAUUAUUCUUGUCAUGUUCAAUACAUUUGACCAAAAACCUCUCUCAGGACUGUCCAGACAUUGUUUUUGUUUAUUUAUUUAUUUAUAUAUUUGUUUGUUCACCAUUCUCCUUCAACCAAUUGAUAACCAACAUGUUUGCCUUCAAAAGGAUCCGACUUUAAUGUGACACGAUUCAAGCAGUACAGUCAACUGUUUACUUAAAGCUCCAGUAUUCAGGGCUUUGGAUCUCAGCAUUGUAAAAAAAAAAAAAGAAAAAAAAGCUCUUGAUUGAUUGAAUGCAAACUAACCAAACUUUUGUAGCUGUUUUAUGGAUGUGGUUCCUCACUGUGCUCAUUUGUACUGUCCUCAUUAGAAAAAAAAGAAAUGCAAAUAAAUUGUUGCCAAAUGAA